Messenger RNA from Ctenopharyngodon idella (grass carp), 2314 nucleotides. RefSeq lists its product as uncharacterized. Bases 731 to 1849 code for a protein of 372 amino acids. Gene Ontology annotation, biological process: D-serine catabolic process. The record is from RefSeq and is a predicted model, not a curated record. Gene Ontology annotation, molecular function: D-serine ammonia-lyase activity. The transcript has 8 exons. NCBI's taxonomy places the organism in Eukaryota, Metazoa, Chordata, Actinopteri, Cypriniformes, Xenocyprididae.
CGGCUCUGGUAAUUGAGGAUUUUAUCCAAGUGGGAGAAGAGGGAUUAGUGUUAAUGACUACAUGCCUUAAUUAGCCAUUUUAUUAACUGACUUCGAAAUAAUCCACUUUAAUGAGCAACAAAAAGUUCAUCUGGGACAUUGGAUUAGACAUUGUUCAGUGUUCUUACACAUUCAGCCAAACCAGUGCUACAAAUGUGGAGGUAUUUUAAAGAUCUAUCACCUGCAUCAAAAAGCAUAAGAUAUAUUGUUAUCUUUUAUAACGACUUAUGCAACAAAGACAAUACAAAUUAUUAUAAAUACACAAAAGUAAAAAAUAAACAUACAAAAUAAUCCUGGCCUGUUCAUCUAACAGUCUACACAAUAUUAAUAAUAUAAUAAUUCAUAUUUUGUGAUAGAUUUUAAUAGUUUGAAGUAGGAAGUGUUUUUGGGACGAGGGCAAAGCAAUAACAUCUAGGCCUAUACAUUAAGUUAAUUAAAAAAAAAAAAAAGUAGCAAAAAUAAACGAUAAUGGAAAAAAGGCGUCGAAAUGUGUUAGUUUUAAUAAAAAAAUCAACCAUAUGGACAAUAUUUUUCCCUUGGUCCAAGAAACAAUAUAUUUUCCCUAAAUCUCGUCAGGAACUUUUAGGUUGAAAAUUGCAGUUUGUCAUAUCUUUGGUCGCUGUGUUGAUUCUGGCUUCACACUCUCACACUCAUUGAUCAGAAUUUGAGUCACGGUUUAUGUUUUUGGAUAAUGGCCAGUGUUGAAUUCAUCAAAGACCUUUGUACUCCAGCGCUGGUUAUUGACCUGGAUAAAGUGAAAAGAAAUGCUGAAGGCAUGCGGGAGCGCUUCCAGAAGCUAGGGGUCCAGCUCCGUCCUCACAUGAAAACACACAAAACACUGGAAUGUGCGGACAUCAUGACAGGAGGCUCUCGUCGUUGUAUUGUGGUUUCUACUCUAGCUGAGGCGUCAUUCUAUGCUGAUAAUGGCUAUGAUGAUAUACUGUAUGCAUACCCACUGCCAUUUGAUAAAGUGGAGCGCUGUGCUGAGCUAUCUGAGAGACUCUCUCUAUUCCACAUCGUAGUGGACAACCGCCUUGCCCUACAGGAACUGAAGAAGAGACCUCUGAAGCAGGGAAAAGUCUGGAAGGUGUGGAUGAAACUGGAUUGUGACAAUGGGAGAGCGGGUGUUCCUCAUUCUGACCCAGCUGCACUAAAACUUGCCCAGGAGGUCUCUGAUACUGCAGGGGUGGAGCUGACGGGAAUUUACGCCCACUGUGGGAACACCUACGCCUGUCAGGGGGAGGAGCAAAUCAAAGCCGUUGCUCAGGAAACCACUACGAUCACGCUGCAGUUCAUGGAGAAGCUAAAGGCAGCUGGAAUACACACUCCCAAAUCCAGCAUUGGUUCCACCCCUUCCUGUAGCCACCCAGUUUCAGACAUGGCCAUGUUGAGUGAGGUGCAUCCUGGGAACUAUGUAUUUUAUGACGUGCAGCAGUCCCUCAUUGGGUCCUGUAGACUUGAGGAUGUUGCAGUACGGGUACUGACACGAGUCAUAGGUCACUAUCCACACAGGAACCAGUUACUUGUAGACUGUGGGUGGACAGCACUGAGUCAUGACGGUGGGGGGCGCUUACCCACAGGUUACGCCAUCAUUGAAGGACACCCAGAACUCAAACUACUGUCUAUGACUCAGGAACACGGCAGGGUGGAGCCCAUCUCUGGAAAACUGGACUUCAAGCAGUUCCCGCUGGGGUCACUCCUCACACUCAUGCCUUACCAUGCUUGUGCCACAGCUAUGAUGCAUCAGGUCUAUUUUGUCCAUUCCAAUGGGAAGAUUAUAGACACAUGGAAGCCCACUCGAGGCUGGUAACAAUCUCUAACAGAGGGACAGCUGGGGACCGUGGAUAGAAAUGUGUAGGACUUGUAGCACCUGCGAAUUUGCUGUCUAAGGCAGGUAUCUAUUAGAAACCCUUCUUAAGAGCUUGUUGAUCAGGAGCCAAGUGCAUUAUGGGUUGGAGGCAUGGCAGUUCUGUCCUUGAGGAGCACUCGUUGUUGAAAGUGUAUUAUUUCAGCAAAACAGCCUUUGUGUUAACUGGAAGGCUUACAUUGGACUCAUGAUUUAUUUUUCUCUGCUUCUUUAAAUUCUUAAAAAUACACUACAGUAUUCUUUGCUGACUGUGAUUUCUUCUUUGUAUCUGACUGAACUUGCAUGUUGUAUGUUUUAUGUGCUCAAAAGGACUUUUGGAAGGAUCUUAAAUUUCUGCUUUUUAUGAAAUGUUAACAACAUGCACCUCAGUUUGAAAUAAAAUCAUCUACCACAGUGGUAAUCAGAUGC